Molecule: messenger RNA, 5184 nt
Organism: Symbiodinium sp. CCMP2456
Lineage: Eukaryota; Dinophyceae; Suessiales; Symbiodiniaceae
Source: the annotation of a GenBank genome assembly
AUGACCAUCCACGGCUCGCCCAGAGGCGCUCGGCCGCAGGUGGUUCGCCCCUCCGUUCGUGUUCCUCCUAAAGGUCCGCCGUUGGCCCCCGGUCGUUUGUCAGUUCGACCUCCGGGCGCCGCGGGCAGCGCUGGCACCGCCCGGCCAGGAGUCCCCCGACCCGUCGUGCCUCCCGCACGCGGCGGUGGUGGGGGAACCGCUCGGCCAGCGCGGCCUGCCUACCGCCCAGGCGGCGCUUCCCGGCCCGCCGUGCCCGCUGCAGCGCCCGCUGCAGUGCCCGCUGCAGUGCCCGCUGCAUCCGCCGCGGCAGCUUCGGAGGAGCCCGCACCAGCAUCAGCCUCCGGCCGUGGCAGGCACGCUGGUGGCGGGCGGCGUGUGCGCUUCACGCCCACUGGUGAAGGAUGGGGCCUGCAAGAGGUGGAGGAGUACUUGGUGAGCUUCGGCCCGAUCCAAAAGUUGCAUGAGCCCGAACCGGGCACCUUCGACGUGGAGUUCCUGGAAGCGGCCUCGGCAGCCCACGCGGCUCGGGAGCUCGACGGCAUGAUGUGGGCACAGGGGGAGCAACCUCUACGAUGCCACAGGGUGCCGGUGCAGGACCCGGCGCCCUCCGAGUACCAGGUUUACCAGUUCUAUGUUGACGAGCUCUUGACCUGCAACCAUGCGGCCAGCAGCAUGGACCGGCAGGUCUUUCUGAGCGAGCUGCCUCUGCAGGAGUACGACGAGGAGGCGCUCCGAGGGUGGCUGAAAGACUUUGGGGAGAUUCAGAACUUCGGCCUUCUCAAGGAUGGAAACCUUGAGUGCACAGGGCAGGCCUAUGUCACCUUCACGCUCCAUGAGCAUGCGGUGUCCUUGGUGGACACAUUGGCCGAAGAGGACGGUGAGUUCAUCGAUAUCAAGGGCACGUGGUCACUGUCGGAGAAGAUGGUGCAGAAGGCACAAGGACCGUUCAGAGGAGACACCGUCAUGUCUCUGGCAAAUAGAUUGAGGGCGAUGCAAGAGAACCUCAAGUGCGACAAGCUCCUGAUUGGUGGGGACAGCUGGCCUUCGACCUCGGCAGAGGUGGUCGAACUCCUGGGCCGGAAACCCUAUACGCAAGCCUUGUACAUUGUGGCCCGAACGAUCAUCUCGAAGGAUCUCCUCAAGCAGAAGUUGAAGGCCAUCCUCACCCAAGCGACCAGCCAUCCCAUCAAGAAGGUGCAGUCGCAAGCGCAGGCGGUGCAAGCUCCCAAAGCACCCCCACAGCCCGCAGGCCCUCCACCAGGGCCAGGCUUGCGCCCUGCGGGCGCGCAAGGUCCUCGGCCACGACCGCCGCGGCCCACGGGUCCGUCCACGGGCCCAUCGGCGGGUCCGUCGGCGGGCCGACCGCAGACCGUUUAUUCACCGCCAACAGCUUCGGGAAGCGGGAGAAUUCGGGCCAGCGGCCCCUCAGUUCGGCCAGCAGUGCCAGCCCGCGGCACCGCCGCAACCGCAACAGCAGCCGUUCCCGCCGCUCCUACGCCAGCUGCUCCAGCCGCUCCAGCCGCUCCAGCUGCCGCUGUGGCGCCACUCUCGCCAUGCAUCGUGGUGCGCGGCAUUGCCGGGAGCUGGACUGAGCAGCAGGUGAAGCUGAUCUUCACGGUCUUCGGUGGUGUGGCGGCCUUGCAGCUCGUGGAGGACCCGGCCCGUGGCCGCUUCGCCCGGGUGCAGCUGAAGACGCCCGACAAGAUGGCCAAGGCUGUCGAACAGCUCAACAACACGCAGGUUGGAGAUGGCGAGCUCAUGGAGGAGUGCACUCUUACCUGUGAGCUUCAAGGGGUGGCCGAUGCAAGGCCGCUGCAGGUGUUUGUGGAUGAGCUCGCAUUGGAGCUGCCGCCCAAUGCCACGGACUGCGAGCUCUACAUGCGCAACUUGCCCGUCGCAGACUGCCUGGAGGAUGACAUCAUGGAGUGGCUCAGUGGCUUCGGAGAUGUGAAGGACCUCUACUUGCUCCGCUCAGAAGACGGCCAGCCGACAGGGCAGGGCUAUGUGCGCUUCUCCUCGAACAAGCAAGCACAAGACUGCCUCGAGGCCAACUCGACGCCAGAGGAUGCCGAGGAGGGGGACGUGAUCGGCUCCUGGUCCCAGAGCGAGAGGCUUCAGGCGCCUGGCGACGGCACGGGAAUGGGCAGCGUCGUGCUGGGCAGCAUCGACCGGAGCUUCUUGCAGUCCGUCGCCAAAGCUGCCAAGGUCAAGAGCCUUUGGCUGCUUGGGGAGGGCCGGGCGGCAGUGGGAGUGGGCCCGAAGGCGCCGAAGCCGCAGGCGAAGCAGCUGCACUUUUCCAGCGAUUGUGCAGAGGCAGAGCUUCCGCAACUCAAGGAGCAGCUGCAGAAGGCCUUGUUGGGCCAGCUCCAGGCUUGCAGAGCCAAGCAGGCGAAAGAGGCCGAGGAGAAGGCGAAAGAGAAGGCCAAGGAGGAGGCCGCGGCCGGGGCGGCCAAGAAGGAGGCCGAGAAGGCCAAGCCAGGCAAGAGCACCGGCCCCGGCAAUACCAAAUCGCAGGAGCUGCCGCCCGGACUGUGGCAUCCAGCGCCCUCCUACGGCUGGCAAAGACCUCCGGCUGCGGCCUGGGGCUGGCCCGCGCCCGCAGCCGCGGUUGCGCCCGGCUGGGGCGUCACCGGGUCCGCCUGGGGCUGUCCCUGUGCUGGCGGCGCGGGUGUGGCCACCGCUCCCCAAGGCGCUGACGCCUCUGCGGCGGCGGCUUCCUCAGCCAAGGACUCGCCCCAGAAGCCGAAAGGCAAGCAGGACAAGGUGGCAGAGGGCGAGGCAGUCUUGGCCGCGUGCAAGGUGAAUCCGAUCCUCGAAAGCCUCGUGACGGAGGUCUUGCUGGAGCGCCCGGAGAAUCCCGUGCCUUUCAUGGUUCGAUGGCUUGCUGAGCGCUCCAAGGCCGGCAAGGACUCCCUGUACUCGCUCGGAGUUGGCGAAGCAGAACGUCUGCGCAACGAAAUUCGUGAACUUCAGGACGAGAUCAAAGCCCUCUCGGACAAGGUGGGCGACGCGAAAGCCAAGGGUGAGGAGAAGGAAGAGAAGCCACAGCCGAAGAAGGAAGAAACAGAGGCUGUUGCUGCGGCACCGGCGGAUUCCCCAGGGGAGACUCAGCAAAAGCAAGAGAAGCAGGAAGGUGCCGGCGGGAAAGAGGAAGGAGCGGAAGAGGAGGAGAAGGAGGAAAAAGAAGAGGGCGGAAAGAAGAACCCAGAUGACAGUGAGGAGGAGGAGGACGAUUUCGGAGAUGAUGACGAGGAUGAUGUGGAGGAUGAUUGGAAGCCACCGACCGCGUACAUGAAGAAGGGACAGCGAGGAUCCGUGUCCGCAGAGGCCUACGGCGCGUUUAACCAGAAGCAGGCCUUCGAGCCACCGGUUUACGAGAAGUCGACUGAGCAGGAGGAGCGUAUCAACGCCGUUUUGUCGAAGAGCUUCCUCUUCAACGCGCUGAGCAAGGAUGACCUGAAAGUCAUCCUCGGUGCCUUCUUGGAAAAGAAGAUCCCUAAGGGUGAGCGCAUCAUUCAGGAGGGAGACGAUGGAGACGUGAUGUUCCUGAUCGAGUCAGGGGCCUUCGACUGCAUCAAGAAGAUCGAUGGCUCGGACAAGGUCGUGAAGAAGUGCGGUCAAGGCGACGUCUUUGGUGAGCUGGCGUUGCUCUACAACUGUCCUCGGGCUGCGUCGGUGGAAGCCACCGAAGAAGCUGUGGUGUGGCAGCUCGAUCGCGAGACCUUCAGCCACAUCGUUCGAGAUGCGUCUGCCAAGCGACGCGAUGACUUCAUGGACUUCCUGAAGACCGUGCCCUUGUUCACGCCGCUGGAGAGCUAUGAUCUGAUGCAGCUUGCCGACUGCCUUCAGCAGCAGACCCUGGCGCAAGGGGAGACGAUCCUGAAGCAGGGCGAUCCGGGAGACACCUUCUACCUCGUGGAGGAGGGCGACUUGGUGGCCACGAAGACGCGGGAAGGUGGCAGCCAGGAGGAAGUGCAUCAUUACAAGCGCGGUGACUACUUCGGGGAACUGGCGCUGCUGAAGAAUGAGCCCCGCGCAGCAACCGUCUCGGCAAAGACAGACUCCAAGAUCUGCAAGGCAUUGCUGGCACAGGGAAGGGAGCUGAAAGAACAGAAGCAGUACAAAAAGGCCCUGCAUCGCUUUACAAAAGGCGUUAAGAUCCUUGUCGACCUGGUGCAGACCGAGGACGACGAACAGCUGAAGCACAGGGUGAACGCCUACAUCGACGAGGCUUAUGAGCUGAAGAAGCUGGCCAACGAGAGCGCAGCUGAGCCGAAGGAGAAAGAGAAAGAGGAGGAGAAGGAGAAGGAGAAGGAGGAGAAGGCGAAGGAGGCGAGGAGCAAGGGAAAGCCGAAGCCGAAGGCCGAGGUGCCAGCGGUGCCAGCGGUGCCGGCCCCGGCACCGGUCUCAGUCGCCGAGGAACACCGGCAGAAGCUGCGGGAGGCCGAUGUCAUGUUCGAGGACGGCGAGCGCCAGGAGGCCAAAGGGAACCUGGCCGAGGCACAGCGGCAAUAUGUGAAAGGGAGCCAAGUGGUGAUGCAGGUUAUUACUUUGGAGCAGUACAAGGGCAACGAUCUGCGAGAAAUCCUGGCUGCAAGGACCAAGGUGACAGACUACGUGAACCGAUCGGACAAGCUGGCAGAGCGGUUGCAGAGCAGGGAAAGCCGGAAGUCCGAGACCAGAAGGUCGCGGAGCCGGAGGAGAAGGUCCCCGGAGGAGAGACGCCGAUCCGAUGACCGGCGAGACAGGAGGGAAGAGCGUGAGACUCGUGAGCGUGAGCGCCGGGGCCGUUCAAGGGACCGGCGUGACGAUCGAAGGGAGGACCGAAGGGACGACCGACGUGAUGAUCGGCGGGACGGACGAGACGACCGAGGGAGCUCUGCAGCAGGUCGCAGAACGGAUCGAAGCCGCAGCCGGGACCAGACGAGGGCCCGGCACGCCUCCUUCGAACGCAGCCACGAGCGCAGCUCACAGGAGGUGGCCGCCGCGGCCAGCUCUCGCCCACCACCUCCUGCCGAGGCAGAAGCAACACGUCCCAAAGGGAUGCCGGCACAAAGGCCUCCACAACUGGACACGACGCAGUCGUCGCAGUCGUCACAGUCGGAGACGAAGAGGCCGCCUAUGACUGGCAAGGACUUCAUAGUCUUCAGGCCCAAGGCAAAAGCCAGGCGGAAUCAGACUUGA